AACAUAAAGGUUAUCAUUGUUAAGAUCCAAUAUCACAAAAACUCCAUGUCUCUCGUUAUGUCGUUUUUUGAGAACAUACUAUGUUUGCUUCUCUUUCUGAAUUCAAGGUGUCUCUUUCUCAUCAAAUUCCUAUCUUCACUAAUCCAUCCCUUGAGUUAUUUCCUAGUGAUGAUGUAGAGUCUCUUGAUGAGCUUUCAAAUGAUCAAACUACCACAACUCUUGUUUCAGAAGAUUUCUCUUCUGUGGAUAUUCCACCUGAAACAAAUGAGAUUGAAAAUCCAUUAGUUGCUUUCUCUUCUAGUCAUCCUACUCAAAUGGAUGUGAAGAAUGCCUUUCCUAAUGGUGAUUUGGAAGACGAGGUUUAUAUGAAACCGCCUCCUGGACUUACUCACCCUCCGAAUAAGUUUGGUUUCACAUCAAUUCCACAUGAUGCUACUUUAUUUAUCCAUAAAUCUGCUCAAGGAAUGGUUCUCUUACUCACAUAUGUUGAUGAUAUAAUUAUCACUGGAGAUGAUGUUUCAGGGAUUGAUGAGCUUAAGCAGUUUCUUAGCCACAAAUUUAAGAUGAAAGACCUUGGCUCUUUGAGUUAUUUUUUAGGACUUGAAGUUACAUCCUCAGACGAUGGCUAUCUUCUCUCUCAAGUGAAAUAUGCAUCAGAUCUCAUAUCUAAAGUUGAUCUCACUGAUAACAAGAUUGUCUCCACACCUUUUGAACCGAAUGUCAAGCUUACAUCAUUAGAUGGCUCUCCACUCCCUAACCCUACUCGUUAUUGACAAUUAGUUAGGAGUUUGGUUUAUCUUACUAUGACACAUCUAGACAUAGCAUAUGCAGUUUAUGUUGUUAGUCAGUUUAUGGCUGCUCCUCGCUCCACUCAUUAUGCUGUUGUCCUUUAUAUUAUUUGCUAUGUUAAGAGAACACUAUUUCAUGAACUUCACUUCUCAGCUCACUCAUCCCUUAUAGUUCGUGCGUAUUCAGAUGCUAAUUAGGCUGGUGAUCUUACAAAUCAAAGAUCCACUACUGG
This is a messenger RNA of Rubroshorea leprosula, 1021 nucleotides long. The record is from the annotation of a GenBank genome assembly. Lineage: Eukaryota; Viridiplantae; Streptophyta; Magnoliopsida; Malvales; Dipterocarpaceae.